GUCAUCUCCGAGGUCCAAGCAACAGCAGGUACUUGGAUAGGAGAAGCAAGCGAGAAAAAAAAAUUUUGGUCACAUCAGGGGUCAGGUGGAUUGAGAGGACGGAGUGCAGAGUGGAGCGAGAGCGAGAGCCGUUGGGGUUCGAGCCAAUGUUCAUUGACGUGCGUCAGCUGUGAGCGGGUUGACGUCGCGUCGCAACAGCAGAGGCAUCGCAGAUGUCUCAGUUAUUUAAUGACACUUGUCUCCGAUGAAUUAUUUUAACAAUGUGAUCUCUUGAGGAUGUAAAUACCGGAGGCGGCUAAACGAAAACAAGAAGGAUCGCGAUCAUGUUUUAUAUGAUGAUGAGAAUUAAUUUCAAGACGAUCCUUCUUGUAUUGAUCGUCGCCGUAAUUAGUUCUAUAUUUACGUCAUGGAAUAACUGCGGAAGUAGUAUUCUUAUCAGAACGGCUGAGUGGAAGACUCGUAGGGAUCGUCUGGCUAAUAGCGAGCUCGGAUAUCAAGAGAUUGAUUGUAAUAUUAAUGGAGAAUAUUUAAUUGGAUGUAGGAGAGAGGGAGAUGAAGUUUACAUUCCUUUUUCAUUUAUUCACAAGUAUUUUGAGGUAUAUGGUAAAUUAGCUACAUACGAUGGGCUGGAAAGAUUCGAAUGGUUGCACAGUUAUUCAAAAAUAGUAAGACCAAAAUCAAAGUAUGACCCACGCGGAGUUUUUAUGACAUUUGAAAAUUACAAUGUUGAGGUACGUGAGCGCGUAAAAUGCGUCAGUGGAAGCGACGGAGUUCCAAUGUCGACCCAAUGGGAGAGUCAGGGUUACUACUACCCGACGCAAAUAGCGCAAUUCGGUUUGUCGCAUUACAGCAAAAAUUUAACAGAGCCAGAGCCACAUCGCAAGAUAAUCGAGGACGCUGAUAAAGUUCAACAGGCAUGGAUUGUGCCGCAAGGCUCAGUAAUGUCGAGAAAUUACGACGUGCAGUCGAACAGUUAUGUCUUGAGGUUUGGCACACCGGAGACAAGUACUUCGGGAAUUUCAAUAACGUUAGAUCACGUGCUGUCGUUUGUCCUGAAGCUGGAUCUGAUAAUAAAGGACAAUGGCAGCGUGACGGUUGUGAUGCAGCACCGAGAACGGAAAGAUUCUUACUACCUUCAUUAUACUACCAGCAAUAUUGUCCUCAAUACAUUGAAUAAUAACAUUUAUUAUGGGAUUGGAGUGAGUAAUAGUCAGUGGCGUCGAAUAACCCGAGAUUUAGUAGUCGAUUUACAAAAAGGGUUGAGUGUUAACGAGAAGGGGAAGAAAAAACUGUCGAGAUCGAAGUUAAAGAUAAUAAAAAUAAUUUUGUACGGUUCAGGAAAAAUAGACAAUAUGACUUUGUCGACGAGCGAGCAUAUGGAGCAAUUUUACGACGCAGCGCGUUGGUUUGUUGCUAAUCAGAAUGUGACAUCAGGCGGGUGGCCAAAUCCCGUAAGGAGAAAAGUUGCCAGCAGCAUGGAGAUUUUAGAGCCCGGAUGGUACUCUGCAAUGGGUCAAGGACAUGCUAUUUCAGUCCUAGCUAGAGCUUAUUAUCACUCUGGAGAUGAGAGGUACUUACAGGCAGCUGUCAGAGGUUUAAAGCCAUUUAAAAUAACAUCUUCGAAAGGUGGAGUGGCUGCUUAUUUUAUGGAUAAAUUUGUCUGGUACGAAGAAUAUCCAACCACACCGUCUUCAUUUAUAUUGAAUGGUUUUAUUUACUCGCUUAUUGGUCUCUAUGAUCUCAAGUGUAUUGCUACAGGCAGAGACGCCGAUGAGGCCACUGAGUUGUUUGAUAAUGGUAUGAUAUCGUUGAAAAAUAUGCUUACACUAUUUGACACCGGUUCUGGCACGACUUAUGAUUUAAGACACUAUACGUUAAAGAGCGCGCCUAAUUUAGCGCGUUGGGACUAUCAUUCCACGCACAUUAACCAGCUGUUACUUUUGAAUACUAUUGAUAUUGAUCAAAUUUUUAUGAUAACUGCUGAAAGGUGGAUAGGCUACAUGAAUGGUAAGAGAGCAGCGCAUAAUUAAUUUUUUUACUAUAAAAUUUUUCCAACGACAACUUAAAUAUUUAAAGGUACUUUUAGACAAUAACUCCUAUUUUUUUUUUUUUUUUAGAUUAAAAUAGUCAUACAGUUUUAUCAAUAAAUUUGAACAAAAAAAUUCAAAAAGCACUGUUCGGUUGACAAUAAAAUAAGAGAUUUACGAUAAAUUCUAGCCAAUUAAAAAAAGAAAAUAAAAGCAUUAGCUUUAUUCCUUUUAUUUAUAAAAAAAAAAACUCUGAAAGAUAUUGAAAAUUUAUGUGUAAAGUUAUAGUUAUUAUUUUUUUGUUUGGAAAAAACUUUAACUACACAGAAAUUGAAUUUAUUUAGUAAUUACUCAAUCAAAAGAAAUAUAUACACAGUUCCGAUUGAAUUCUGCUUGAAUAUGAAUAAAAAAAAUUACGGUUAUUCAAAUUGGUGAAUGAAAUGCGACCAUAAAUUUUUUAAUCUCAAAUGAUUUAUUAGCUUAUUCAUCAUUGGAGGUAAUUACUUUUUAUUUAUGUUCCAGCGAAAUUGCCACUACUUUAUUUUUUCGUUUAAUUGUUCAAUAAAUAAUAUUGAAAUUGUGAUUUAAAUACUUUAAAAAAUGGGGGGGGGGGCGCACUAUCUAAAAGUAACCAUACUAACAUAAUAACUUUUUAGAGCUUGAAUUUUUACCAUUUUCUACUUUUCACGUUAGAGUAAUUUUACAUUCAACAAUCUUGACAUCCUUAUAGUCUACCUCCCGUCUUUUUAUUAAUCGAUCGAGAGGAAAGUAAUAUAUAAAUAAAAAUUACGUUAAUAACGUAAAAAAGUUUAUAUUGACGAAAAAAUAAAACGGUGACGCCGUUUAGUGCCAGAAUUUUUUUCUAAAUUAACUCGAGUAAGAGGUUUUUCCAUGUAUAAUAAUUUAUUUGUCUUCUCAACCAGAGAAUUAUUCCUUGUGAGAUAAAAAACAAUCGUUUUGUAAUUUAUUAAUAUUAAAAUUAAGAAAUUGUGAGUUUUAUUAAACUCGAAAAUUUUUAAAUCCUUAGCAGCAACUAUUUGUAAUGCUUUAGUUAACUAGGGUAUAAUUAAAAUUAACAAAUAAAUAAGAGAAGAAAGAAGUAAGUUAGAUUGUAACAGGGUAGAUAUUUGUAAUGGUGAUAAUAGUAAUGGAAUAUUUUUUUAAUAAAAAAUGAAAAUAAAAAAAAGACACGAGCUCUUGAGAUAAUUUAUUAAAGUGAAUAUUUGUUUAUAUGAGCUCGGAAUAAUUAUGAACUGAACAUUCCGUUUUGUAAAAUAGCGUAUUUUUAAUUUAAUCAUAAUGUUUAAACUAAAAAAAAAAAAAAAAAAAAUAGUGUAUUAAAAUAUCAAUCGUAAAUA
Molecule: messenger RNA, 3385 nt
Organism: Cotesia glomerata
Lineage: Eukaryota; Metazoa; Arthropoda; Insecta; Hymenoptera; Braconidae
Gene: Hsepi
Product: D-glucuronyl C5-epimerase B
Exons: 4
Coding region: 324-2030 (568 amino acids)
Biological process (GO): heparan sulfate proteoglycan biosynthetic process
Cellular component (GO): Golgi apparatus
Molecular function (GO): heparosan-N-sulfate-glucuronate 5-epimerase activity
Source: RefSeq, a predicted model, not a curated record